UUGGUACUCCAAGUUGCCGCUCUGGUUGGUGUGGGGGAGCCGCCAGCUCAGUGGUACGUGGGUGGAAUCCAGUCGAGUCGUUGGGUGCGGAAGAGGCUCCGCCUCCAUUGCCGGCAUCGGCCGCCGGCGCCGGCGGCCGCCGCCGCUCCUCUCCUUGCACAAAUGGGGGACGUUGUGAAGGACCUGACAGCCGGGACCGUAGGAGGGGCUGCCAACCUGUUUGUUGGGCACCCAUUCGACACCAUCAAGGUGAAGCUUCAGAGCCAGCCCACCCCUGCUCCUGGCCAGCUCCCCAAGUAUGCAGGCGCCAUGGAUGCUGUUAAGCAGACGAUCUCUGCUGAAGGGCCGAGGGGAUUGUACAAGGGAAUGGGGGCACCUCUAGCCACCGUAGCAGCAUUCAAUGCUCUCUUGUUCACCGUUAGGGGCCAGAUGGAGGCCGUGCUGCGCUCCGAGCCAGGCGCGCCGCUCACCGUCGGCCAGCAGGUCGUCGCCGGCGCCGGCGCGGGAGUCGCCGUCUCGUUCCUGGCGUGCCCCACCGAGCUCAUCAAGUGCAGGUUGCAAGCCCAGAGUUCCUUAGCCGAGGCAGCCCCCGCCUCCGGCGUGGUUCUACCCAAAGGCCCGAUCGAUGUGGCAAAGCACGUCGUCCGGGACGCCGGCGCGAGAGGUCUCUUCAAGGGCCUGGUACCAACGAUGGGCCGUGAGGUCCCCGGCAACGCGGUGAUGUUUGGCGUGUAUGAGGCCGCGAAGCAGUACCUCGCCGGCGGCCCUGACACGUCGAACCUCGGCAGGGGAUCCCAGAUCCUGGCCGGUGGCCUCGCCGGCGCCUUCUUCUGGCUGUCGGUGUACCCGACAGACGUGGUGAAGAGCGUGAUCCAGGUGGACGACUACAAGAACCCACGCUACUCGGGGUCCCUGGACGCGCUGAGGAAGAUCGUGGCGGCCGAUGGCGUGAAGGGCCUGUUCAAGGGGUUCGGACCGGCCAUGGUGCGCAGCGUCCCUGCCAAUGCUGCUACCUUCGUGGCGUACGAGAUAACAAGAUCGACGCUCGGUUGAUUAGAUGCGACUCCCGUGCCAAUGUGCCAUUGCCCAUUGCCAUUGGAGUGGUGGUGCUGGUGAUAGUGAUCUGAUGGUGGUGGAAUGGUGGCCUUUGCUUUGCUGGGUUGUGGACUUGUGGCGUUUGGUGGCGAGUGGCCCUCGUCAGCUCGUCUCCCUUUGCACAGAGCCCACCAUUGGCCUUCUGCCCUUGCCUGAAUCAGCCCAAGUGUUCUUCGUUUGAUUUGUUUUGUACCUCGCGAAGCAAUCUGUUUUACACCUCUGGCCUGCCAGAUUUAUCCAAUGUGUCUCUCCUGUGAGGCUGAGGGCCUGAGGCACUGCUCGUCGCGAAAAAUGUUCGCCGGGGUAGUGGAGUGUGCUGUUCCGUUACAAUGCCUGAACAUUACCACGUUAUUCUGAAAAAUAGAAGAAUCUAUAUCAUUGGAUGAA
Molecule: messenger RNA, 1482 nt
Organism: Panicum virgatum (switchgrass)
Lineage: Eukaryota; Viridiplantae; Streptophyta; Magnoliopsida; Poales; Poaceae
Product: mitochondrial carnitine/acylcarnitine carrier-like protein
Exons: 3
Coding region: 163-1053 (296 amino acids)
Biological process (GO): mitochondrial L-ornithine transmembrane transport
Molecular function (GO): L-ornithine transmembrane transporter activity
Source: RefSeq, a predicted model, not a curated record